This is a messenger RNA of Vigna unguiculata (cowpea), 639 nucleotides long. The record is from RefSeq and is a predicted model, not a curated record. Lineage: Eukaryota; Viridiplantae; Streptophyta; Magnoliopsida; Fabales; Fabaceae.
AUGGCAAAGAGUAGAAUAAAUAGAGUAUUGAUUUCCCCAGAGUGGUUAGAGUAUUGGCCUGACAGCAAACAAUAUAUCAAAGGUAGACAAGUAUCUGAUCACUGUGCACUUCUGCUUAAAUCGGUUACAAUGGAUUGGGGACCUAAGCCAUUCAAAUCUUUAAAUAUAUGGUUUUCGGAUCCAUCCUUUAAGAACACGGUCAAACAGUCUUGGGAGUCUUAUUUUGGGAUAGGAAAUUCAAUGACAACUUUAAAAGAAAAGCUAAAAAAGCUUAAACAUGAUUUAAAGGCCUGGAACAAAGAGGUAUUUGGAAUAAUAGGACAAAAGAUACAAAGCCUCAGUUCGGAAAUAGGGAAGCUAGAUCAGAAGGAUGAUGAAAGUAAUUUAGAUGAAGGUGAUAGAUCAAGACGAAUGCACCUUCUAAGUGAGUUAACAUUACUCCUACAGAAGGAAAGCUCUCUGUUAAAUCAAAAGGCAAAGGUUAAAUGGCUUGAACAAGGGGAUAUAAACUCUAAAUAUUUCCACUCUAAGAUUAGAUGGCAAAGAAGCAUGAAUGAGCUAAAAGGAGUGGAUAUGGAUGGAGUGUGGUGUGAGGAUCCAGCUAAGAUAAGAGAGGAGAGAAUGACAAUAGGCAUUUAA